AUGUCAGAAGCUUCAAAGAAGGGGUGUAGCUUUUUAAAGGACAGCGAUGCUGGUCCACCACAGCUGGCCGGUGGUCUUCCAUCCAUAAAAGAUGUUACAACAACAGUGAAACAGCCAGAUCUACCGGUUGAUGUUCUACUGGUAACCGUGAAGGACUGUGAGUUCUUAUCCUGUUACAAUGAGCUAAAAGAUCCCUACAGAUAUUAUUACCAGGAUGUUGGUUACGUUUACUUCAACAAUGUUCAAAGUCAUGAAGAGAAAGUAAAAGUUGCUCUGCUAAGAUGCAUUGAAGGUACCAUUGACCCAAGCAGCUCUCUGAUUGCCGUCAAGAAUGCCGCCCUUAUUUUACAACCUAAGGCCGUGAUAUCUGUUGGGGUAUGCAGUGGUCUCAAUCCUGACAAAACUAAGUUAGGAGACGUUGUUGUAUCAGCCAAACUAACAACAUAUGCAUCCAAGGUGGUGACAAGCGACCAAGAGCAGUCAGCUGGGAUGAGUAGUCACGUGAGCAGGCGUUUCUCAAAAAUAAUCCCGAACUGCGCUGAUGGAUGGCAGGCAGCUUUAAAGAACCCAGAAGAUCGUCAGGUCAAAGUUCACUGCAAUGGCGAGUUCUUAAGUGGCCCAGAGCAGAUCAGAGCUCAAUGGCGCCGAAAGGAACUUGUCGACCGCCACCCCCUCGCGGCAGGAGUAGAGAUGGAGGGCGAAGGUGAGUGCAUGUCACGCUAGCUGCGAACAAUAGCGUUCUUAUACAGCUAUUAUAAUUAACUUUGUCGUAUAAGGGCUUCAAGCCUACGCCUAGGCUGCGAGCAAGCUCUCCAUUUAGAAGAUAUCGUGAAAAGUAGACGCGUGAGAGGCACGCGAGAGAAAAGGGGGCGGCUCCUCGCGACUCGCUUCGCUCGCCCAAAUAGGAGAGCUUGCUCGUACGUAGGCUAGCCUACGCCACAAGGACACAAGGUUAUGUUGGUUACUUUAAAUUCUUCAGUUGUAAUUCGGUCAUAAAGGUGAGACCAACAGUAUCAUAAAAGGCGCAGACGUUUACCUCCAUGGCUGGGAUUGAUUAAUAUUUCAGUAUGAAAAUACCCUGGAGUCCAGUUUUGAGUUCGUUAUGUCCGCUGACUAAAAGAAGUGGAGACGCAAUUUUUACAGGGUUAGCCUCCACGAGAAGUAAUUAUAUUCACAAAUUCCAACGAGAAUACCUGUUUAUUACCCUGUUUAUUGUGUAUAUUCUCAUAUUUAAACUCACUUGCCGAAAUUUGUGAAUAUUUUACUUUAUGCCGAGGCCAACGCUGCUGGAAUGUGUCGUUAAUGUUUGUAAGUUAGCGGUAAUUUUUAAUUCGAAAAAUUACUAUUAGCCGUUUUGCUUUGCAGUCUCAGCAGGUAGGCUUUUUGACACCUGUUGUGGGAUACAUCCAUAACUAAAAGAUUUUGAAAGAGUAUUGCAGGCGCCAUUUUUUUUAGAAUGAAGGGAGGAUGCGCGCGUACGAUCGGAGAAAAGGCGUGAAGGCCGUCCUCUUCUCGGCAUUCGCGUGUUUUUUUCUCGCACGCUCUAAAAAAACGGACCAAAAAAACUACCUGGCUCCUGCCGCGUAGGCUAUUGAAAGAGCGACGAAAAUAUUUAUCUUGAAUACGUACAUCGUAAUUACUUUAAGUAUUAGCGGUUGGAUUUAUUGGAUAUUGGAUUUUUAGGUGUUUACACACUUGACUGCAAUAACUGAUAUACACUUGGCGCCAUUUUCGCGCAACAAUUACAGAGUAAGAUUAAACAGGAGGCGCACAUGUAAUCGCUAAAAAAAGGGGGAACAUUUGUCUCUGUUGUUUUAAGUCUGAUUUGGUAUAGUCUGGAGACCUUCGAAACAAACAGCUUUCGAUCAAGAGGGCGGAGCUUUAUAGCUGCAAACUUGCAUAUACCUUAACGGAACUUCAACGGAAUUUUCGCUUAUAACAAUGAGGUAAUUGAAUAAAACAUAUUCAUUGUAAGAAAGAUUACAGUUGGUAAAUCAAAAGAAAGGGCGUGAAAAUCAUAAUCUGUACAUGUCGUACUUGGCUCUCGUCGGGGUCAAUUGCAUCUCUUGAUUUGGCGUUUUCUUGUCUCUGGUUGGUUUACUUCCAGGUUGUAAUCAGAAAAAAAAACAUUUUUUGCGAAAGUCAGUAAAAUCGUCAAAAAUUAUUGGAAUUUACACAUGCAGUUUAUACGCAAGGCAAUUAAUUCUUUAGUUUCUUUAAUCCGCAAGACUUGAUUUCCUAAAAAAGAUAUACUUCCUAAUUGUAUUCCAUAUUUCAGGUGUUUUCACCGCUGCACGUGAUUCUCAACUCGAGUGGCUCAUUGUUAAAGGGAUAGCUGAUUUUGCGGAUGGUGAGCAAGCGACUGCAGAAAGUUGGGAAGCCUGUGCUAGUGUGAUGGCAGCAUCUCUUGUCUCGCACAUUUUAAGUGAUCCUCGUGUUUUCCGCACUUGGCCUCAUUACUCAGGUAUAAAUUCUUGUCAGUUUGGUGUGUGAUGAUUAGGCGCAGGGGUAACAGGCCGAAUUUGCUGACAGUAAAAGAAGUCUUGAAUGUGUAUUGAGUGAGACAGUGCGGAAGUUCAGAUCCGAGAUCAGGAGGCUCGUCAAUAUUUUUCUUCCGUUUUACUAUUCCUUCUUCGUUGCCAAGCGGCGUGAAAUUAAGAGUUAGAAAGAAGCACUUGUGAGGAUUGGGGUCGUUACCUCAACUUUUAGACGCUCAACUUUAAGUUUAGCACUUUGAGAGUUAGACAAACUUUAAGAAAAUGUGCGUCGUUUCUGGACAAAAAUUCAGAUCGUACAUUCUUUCCGUAGCUAUAAAUUGCGUAUCGACUAAGAGUAAGACAAAAAACGCUAAUGAUGUCUUUGGCUGAUUCUUUCAGUGGACGGUCCUCUUUGAGGCUCAGCACGAUAGUGCGAGGAAGCGGAAGCUAGCUGAGAACCAUGCAGGUAAUACAUAAACAUUCAAUGUUUAAAAUGUUCUUCUUUCUUUAAAACUGACAUAUUCCACUUCUAGUUUCACUUUGGUUUUAAUGAGUCGCCCAACCAAUGCAAUCCGGGAAGUCUUUUGCUCGUGGAAUCCGGAAUUUUGGGCUUUGGAUUCUGGAAUUUAACUCUUGGGUUCCGGAACUCAUCCCCAGGAAUCCGAAAUCCCGCACCAAUGAAAAUCCGUAAUCCAAGUUCAACUGACAUGGAAUCCGGAAUCUAGUAUCUGGAGUCCAGAAUCCACAGCGUGGAAUCCAGGAUCAAAGACUUUCUUGGAUUACCUUAUAUUGGGCGAAAUGAAAAAACAUUCAUCAUGAGACGCGUACAGCUCCACACAUGCGCCUGACAUAGUUGACUUUAAGUCAGUUUAUUCUUUUGUAUGGAAUCACAGUCUAUUAAAAGAAAGAAAUGUGCUAGUAAAUCCAUCUAACUCAACCUUAAAUAUGCUGUUCAGUUGUCGGUCUACGGUCAGCUAUUUUGAUUAACGUUGCAGUUUAGGAGAGUCUCGAGGAGACCGCAAAUUAAUAUGGAUGAUUCCAUAUAAAAAUCAACCAAACCCUGAAGAAGGUAAAAGUUUGUGACGUUUUAUACCAUUCUGUAGCACUGUCAUUUAGUGUCAACCCCGAACUUUUGACCAAAUCACAAAGAAUUUACAGUUACCCACGUGACCUUGCAGUCUUUUGGAGUAUGCAUGAGGACUUGAAGUACGACAACGUUAACCGAAAUAAUUGUACAUGAUGCGGCCCGCGUGUCAACCAACGAUUUUUCUUCACCAGGUGCUUUGUGCGACGACCAGAGCUCAACACUAACCAAAAGGGGAAUGUAUACUGUCAGUACAUCUCAGCAAACUGAAUCCAUAAUUCAGCAGCAUCUUGCAGGUAUCUUUUCCUAACAACGCAUGUUGAAAUUGUGACUAAAGUCAGUUUAUGGUCAGCAUCAUAUUAGUAGAGCUUUAGACUGUUCCAGGUCCGCGAAAUUGAGAAAGCGCGAACACGCCCCCUUUUCGCAGAUGAUGGGCGCCAUCCCUACUGUCUGAGAGCCUGGAACAGGCUAGUACAGUUUUUGACGAGACUAACAGCAAUGCCCCUAAAAUGCUCAAAACGGUGCGUUAUGGUAAAGUUUUUUUUUUUAAUAAGGCUUCAUUUGAUUUAGGGAAAACUAUAGACACCAAACAGCUUUGUUUUUGCGUUUGUGACUCAACAAACAGAGAGUGAAAACUAAGUGAUACUGGAGAGAGUGACUAAUUUGCGUCGGGGCUCGCGUGCGACACACGCCAAAACUCCUCGCCGUCCACGGUGCUCUGUGUCUAACUAGCAGCGUUUAAUUUUCUGAAAGAAAAAGAAACUGUUUGGCAGUCUAGGGAAAAAAUGAGCCGACCACUAGCCAUUUCAACAUAAAAAAAUAUACACUCCCGCGUACUUUGACUGUUUUGAUUGCUACCAUUAGAAAAAAUCCGUCAACACCGCUGGAAAGGACACACUAAAAUCACUAAAGUUGCUAAGUUAAAGAGUGAUUUGUUGAAAACUAACCAAUAUAUAGCUUCAAAAAGACGUUUCUGUGGAAGAGAGCAAGUUCAUUUCCUCCAUACAAAAGUCUGUAAAAUUUCGGGACUUUGUCGAAGAAUAUCCUCGCUCGCUCUGGAUGUAUCGCCUUUAAAGACGCGCAAACCUACCGUGUGGCACGAAAUUUUAGCGGGUUUUAAUUUUUGCGAUUUUUCCAGCGAUCUGCAAAGGUAAGUUCCCGCAAAUAAAAAUUACCGGAAACGUUUUUGCCGCAAAAGUUCACUCCAAAGUAAAUAUUCUCUAACUUUAAUUCGCUACACAAACAAAAUAGUACCAAGAAAUCGUUUCUGUUCAAUCACAACUUGUCUCUUUCAUUCAGAAACAAAACGGUAUACAAUGAAAUACUGGUUUAUUUGUUUGAAAAUAUGUAUUUCUGUUGCACGUUCUCACUUAAAACGAAAAUACAGAAAAUAUUAUCAACGCUGGGCACUGGGUUCUUUCUGAAAAUCGCAAAAAUAAUUCCCAGCGAGAAAAACCACUCUGUCCAAAUCGUAAAAAUUAGUUCCCGCAAAACACAAAAAAUCGCCGAUCCGCACAAAUAAACUUCCGCAAAAAUUUCGUGCCACACGUUAUGUUGCUUUAUGUAAAUAUUUUUUCACAUAGUUCGUACUUCAUCUUAGGAUUAAGAAUCAUUACUGCAUGGUAAUCCCAAAAAGUCUUUAACUCGUUCGUUGUGCAACAUUACAACUGUGUGAAAGCGCAUCGUAGACGAUAAAGAGCGUGGACAGCUCGUACACUGUAUGACGGUGUUAUAAAACUAAAUGGAUCUUACUUUUAGUCUUUUGUAUUUCCCAGGGGUGCCGAGAACCAUAGAAAGGAUUCGUCAGCUUUACAAACGUCGUGAAGGACGGCUGGUGCCAUUUCCAUGGUGUGAUGACCUUAAUUUCAACCUGAAUAAGAUUUUCACCCGACUGAAGAUCGUGAACAGAGAAAAAACACGAGGAACGUUGACCGAUGAUGAAAUCACCAACAUGACUGCUAUCUUUAGACCCCACCCUGAUUGCCAGAAACCGCGGAUUCUUUUGAUCGAAGGAGAACCUGGCAUGGGAAAAACCACCUACACGCAGAAACUGGCCUACGACUGGGCAAAUAAACAAGAUGAAUGGGACACGUCUUUUCCAUCAAUUGAAGUGCUGCUCUUGCUUAGGUGUAACGAUGUUUAA
Porites evermanni is the source of this 5704-nucleotide messenger RNA. Lineage: Eukaryota; Metazoa; Cnidaria; Anthozoa; Scleractinia; Poritidae. The record is from the annotation of a GenBank genome assembly.